AUGCACCUUCAAAAUUUCCUGGCAGCUCUUCUGCCUUUCGUCACCGUCGUGGUAGCAUGGCAAUCUCCCCAGUAUGCUGGCUACACUCGCCGUUGGCAGGCGACCUUCAUCGGGCCAGCCGAUGCACUUCCAAACUCGAACAAUUGGAACGUGAUCAACAGUGCCCAGGUCUACAACAAUGAAUUGCAGCGCUACACCAACAAGAAAGCAAACAUCCGAUUCAAUGGAGACGGGGCCCUUCAGCUAAUCCCGCGACGCGACGCCAAUGCGCCAAGGGGGUGGACAUCAGGCCGUAUCGAGAGCAAAUAUACCUUGACACCCACAGCCGGCAAGAUCACCAGAGUCGAGUCAUCACUACGCAUUGCCGGCAAUCCCCAGAAGAACAAGCAGGGUCUGUGGCCCGCAUUUUGGAUGCUCGGUGCAUCGUACCGCCAAGGUGUCAAGUGGCCUGAGUGUGGAGAAAUCGACAUCAUGGAGAACAUCAACGGCCAGAACAUUGGCUACGGCGUUGUCCAUUGUGACAAGGGCCCAGGAGGCGCGUGCAAUGAGCCGAUUGGGCUUGCCUCCACCACCACCCUCCCAGACAACCAGUUCCACGUCUGGCGCGUCGAGAUAGAUCGCACGAACAGCAAUUUCAAGAGCCAGACCAUUACUUGGUAUAUGGAUGGCAAACAGUUCCAUCGCAUCACAGGUGCGCAGGUCAACAACAGUGCUGUGUGGGCAACACUGGCCCAAAAGCCGCUUUAUAUCAUUCUCAAUGUCGCCAUGGGUGGCGAUUGGGCUGGCCCUCCUAAUGCUAAUACUUGGGGUGGCACCGGCAGCAUGAUGGAGGUUGGCUACGUUGCUCACUACGUCUCGAAUUAG
Emericellopsis atlantica is the source of this 864-nucleotide messenger RNA. Its product is annotated as concanavalin A-like lectin/glucanase domain-containing protein. Bases 1 to 864 code for a protein of 287 amino acids. Gene Ontology annotation, molecular function: hydrolase activity, hydrolyzing O-glycosyl compounds. The transcript has 2 exons. The record is from RefSeq and is a predicted model, not a curated record. NCBI's taxonomy places the organism in Eukaryota, Fungi, Ascomycota, Sordariomycetes, Hypocreales, Bionectriaceae. Gene Ontology annotation, biological process: carbohydrate metabolic process.